Molecule: messenger RNA, 1392 nt
Organism: Manduca sexta (tobacco hornworm)
Lineage: Eukaryota; Metazoa; Arthropoda; Insecta; Lepidoptera; Sphingidae
Gene: Hmg-2
Product: high mobility group protein 20A
Exons: 7
Coding region: 216-1340 (374 amino acids)
Biological process (GO): regulation of gene expression
Cellular component (GO): nucleus
Source: RefSeq, a predicted model, not a curated record
UCUUAUAGAACGGAAAAAAAUCAAUAAUGUCACAGCCCAUAACCUAGAAAUCAAUCGGAAAAAUAAAUAAAUAAAAUCUGUGCUGGUUUUAUAAUAUUUUAUUUAACUUUGAAUAGAAGACGUAAAAUAAUGUUACAAUAUGUUUUAAGAUAAGUAAUGAAAAGUAGUGUAUCUGUGGGAAAUAUAUAUUUUUUUAUAUUUCUAUUAGAAAUUUUAUGAAAAUGGAAUCUGAAGCAACACAACCUGUCGCAAAUGGGACAGUUAUAACCGAUGCUCCAAAAUAUAAUAACGAAGAAGAGCAGAAGCCCGUAAAUAUCGAAAGUAACAUACAAACAUCAGGAAAUACAACUACAGUUGUUGCAACUCCUGUUGAAGUUGUAGCUGCACCUAUAACUACUGCUAUAAAAGACCCGCAAAAACCAUCACCGAAGAAGCCUAAAAAGCGCAAACCCAGAGUACCGCGUGAUGUUACUGCACCACGGCAGCCACUCACAGGUUAUGUUAGAUUUUUAAAUGAGCGCCGUGAUCAAUUACGCGCUGAACAACCAGAUCUGGGUUUUGCAGAAUUGACUAGACAGUUAGCAAGUGAAUGGAGCAAACUACCCACUGAGGAGAAACAGCAGUAUUUAGAUGCAGCCGACCAAGAUAAGGAGAGAUAUAUUAAAGAAUGGACCGAAUACAAGAAAACAGAUGCAUACAAAGAGUUCAGAAAGCAUCAAAUGGAACAGAAGGAUUCCAUAUUACCUAAAAAAGCAAAACACGCCUUGGCAACUGAAGCCACACCAGUGGCAGCAUCUAUUCAACCAGCAAUGGAAACAGCAGCUCCACCCAGUAACACCACACCUUCUGUACCUACGAUUGUCACACCGCGACAACCAACGCCUCCAAGACCAAGACCUUGUAUUACACCUGCUUCUGGUGAAGACUUCAGUGGAGAUACAGACAUACCCAUUUUCACUGAACAAUUUCUACAACAUAAUAAAUUACGAGAGUCUGAACUUCGACAGCUCAGAAAAGCCAAUUCUGACUAUGAACAACAGAAUGCUAUUUUGCAACGACAUGCGGAAGAGGUGAGUGGGGCUACUGCUAAACUUCGUGCAGAGACCGCAGCGGCAACAGAACGUACCGCAGCCUUAAAUUCGCAUCGACGAGCACUUGUCGCUGUACUGGUACAUGGCUUGCACUCAUUAGCUUUGCCAGGUGGACCAGCUGGCGCAACAGAAUCUAACAUAGACGAGUACAUGGAAAAAUUACAAAGUUUAGUAACAGAUGGCAAGAAUGCUGCAGUUGCUAAACAAGCUCGAGAGAUACUUAGUCGAAUGGAGCUACCAAUCAAUUAAUAAAAUGUGGUAUGCACUGGAGAAAGUGGUUAAUAUAAUCAUUUUAUAUGAA